This is a messenger RNA of Ostreococcus lucimarinus CCE9901, 927 nucleotides long. RefSeq names its product DMT family transporter: triose phosphate/phosphate. The coding region runs from base 1 to 927 and encodes 308 amino acids. The record is from RefSeq and is a predicted model, not a curated record. Gene Ontology annotation, molecular function: antiporter activity. NCBI's taxonomy places the organism in Eukaryota, Viridiplantae, Chlorophyta, Mamiellophyceae, Mamiellales, Bathycoccaceae. Gene Ontology annotation, cellular component: Golgi apparatus. The transcript is spliced from 3 exons.
AUGGAAGCGAACAGUGGACCGCUGGCGGAGAUCAAGGAAAAGUACCCGCAGCUCGAAACCGUGUUUUACUUCGCGGCGUGGUACUUUUUAAACGUGCAGUUUAACAUCAUCAACAAGACGAUCUACAACUACUUCCCGUACCCGUGGUUCGUGUCUUGCGUGCACUUGAUCGUCGGGUUGUUCAUCAUGGCGUUCUUCUUGGGGUACCAAGAGUUUUUGAAGGCGCUGUCGUUGCCGGCGUUUUUGCACGCGUUCGGGCACUGCUUGACAAAUGUCUCGUUCGCGGCGGUGGCGGUGUCGUUCACGCACACCGUUAAGACGCUCGAACCGGUGUUCACGUCCAUUGGCUCGUACUUGGUCGCAGGUACCGUGUACCCGCUUCCGGUGUACUUGUCCUUGCUUCCCGUCAUCGCCGGCGUCGCCAUCGCGAGCGCCACCGAGCUUUCCUUCACGUGGUUGGGCUUCUUGACGGCCAUGAGCUCCAACAUCGCGUUCUCUGCGCGCGCCAUCUUCAGCAAGAAGCUCAUGAGCAAGAUGUCUCCGCUUAACCUGUACAACUGGGUCACCAUCGUCGCCUUGCUCUUCUGCUUGCCGUUCGCCGUCUACUUUGAAGGCCCGACGCUCUCGGCGGGCAUCAGCAAAGCCAUCGCCGUCAAGGGUAAAACGGAAUUCCUCAUGGCGCUCGCCUCUGUUGGUUUCUACUACCACAUGUACAACCAAGUCGCCUACCAAGCGCUCGGCAAGGUUGCUCCGGUGACUCACGCCGUCGGUAACGUUGGUAAGCGCAUCUUCGUCAUCGGUUUCAGCAUUCUCGCAUUCGGAAACAAGAUUUCCACGCAAACGCUGGUCGGUUCCGCCAUCGCCAUCGUCGGUGCGGGCUUGUACGGGGUCAUGAAGGGCAAGUAUGCGGAUGAAUCGAAGAAGUAA